Ceraceosorus bombacis is the source of this 668-nucleotide messenger RNA. Lineage: Eukaryota; Fungi; Basidiomycota; Exobasidiomycetes; Ceraceosorales; Ceraceosoraceae. The record is from the annotation of a GenBank genome assembly.
AUGAGCCACAAGGCGGCGCUUGUAAGGGAAGCACAAAUUGAGGAGGCGCGGCAGAAGGCCAAGUGUGGCUGUACUUCUGUUGCUGGCCAGCCCAACACUCUCAAAAAGGAACUAUGGACUGCGAAGAGCAAGCUUGAGGCAGACAAAGGAGAGGCCUCUGUGCUGAAGGAACAGUUGACAGAGACGCAGCAGCGCAAGCAAGAGUACUACAAUGAGGCGUGCAAGAUGCACAUCAAAUGGGCGCGACUGGCCAUCAAACCCGCGGAUCCAAAGCUGCACAAGGAAUUUGGAGCGCCGUGGCCUGAUCAUCUGGGCGAGUUGGACAUGGACGCAGUAAAGAGGCUGAAUGAGGGGCACAAGGAGUGAGAAAAGGCAAAGAGGGUGCCAAGGCAUAUCUUGGAGGGCAGCCCCAUCCAGCAAAAAAUUUGGCUGGCGGGGUUCAAAGGGCAAGGCACAAGGGAGUGACCAAGGCGCAUCCUGGAGGAGAAUGGAGCGCUGCGAUUCAAGGUGCAUUGCUGGGGACACCCAGAAAUGGCCAUGGAGAUAUUGCAAGGCUCAAUGGAAGGGGUAGAGCUGACUCCAGAGAUGGAGGCGGAGCUGAAUUGACCAAAGGGCUGGUACACCAACAAGUGCGACAUGCGUCUCUACUGGCCUGGGCCUGGCGCUAG